AUCACAUACGGUUUUUUUUAACGUAUCUCCAUUUCUUGGUAAAGUUAUCGGUUCAGAAAUUGCGUAAUAGACAGAGGGAGGAUGUGGCUUUUCAAUUCCAGGAUCCGUGUUUUUCGCCUGACCGCAUCCGACUCUUCGUUCGGCAGCGGAAUUUCCCACCAUUACAGGGUCUAACUUCCGACAAGUGGAAGGAGCGACGGGACGGCGUGAGGCCGGACGGGUAUAAAUAUGGGCGUCAAGGUAAGCAGCUCAAUCAGAAGCCAGAAGGCGAGCAGAGAUCACGAGCUCUUUCCUGCGACUAAUUGCCACAGAAGUAAAGACACGAGAUGACGAUGAACGCCAAGCUGCUUUUCGUGCUUCUCGCCCUGGCGCUCUGCGUCGGACACUCGCAGGCGAUGUCCGUAUUCGGGGGAGGACGGUGUCAGUGCGUACACGUGAUAUCCAAGUUCAUCCAUCCCAAGCAUUUCCAGACAAUGGAGGUCAUUCCACAGAGCUCCAACUGCAAGAAUGUGGAAAUCAUCGUGACGAUGAAAUCCACCAAAAACCAGAUCUGCCUGAACCCUGAUGCCCCCUGGGUGAGGAAGGUGAUCAGCCACAUUUUGGACGGGGCUCAGACACCCAAACCCACGCCGUGACCAGCACUGACAACUCCAACGCCAAGAGAAACCGCCAAUGCCAAGCCACCACGCGCCCGAUGCAGAGCUGAAGGCUCCCAUCCUUGUUCUUUGUGAAGAUCCCAGUCACAGUUGGAGCCAGUUUAUACUCCAGAUGUGUAAAGACAAUGUAACAGUGGCGUAAAAAUGAGCAUGUGAACUCUUGUCACUAUUCGUUAAGUUAUUAACAAAGGUUAAAAAUGUGUAUAUGUAAAAAUUAUACAUUUUUCAUAUUUCUAGGUUGCUUGAAACCUGUGUCAGCACUUUACCCAUUUGUAUUUAAUAUUUGUAACAGAGAUCGCAGCCGAAAUAUCUAAACAAAGAUUAAAGUAUUAUGAUUGUUGAAAUUAAUUGACGGGGUGAUCCGAAAUGUUUAUUUAUAUAUUUAUUAUUACAAACACUCAUGUGUUCAGAAAUUCAUUUUUUCAUGCUUUCAACGUUUAAAAAAAAGUAUUGGUACUCUUAUUACAUUUUAUAUAUUUUUAAAAAUUGUUUAUCUGCAGGGACAAACAUGCAUCAAAGUGAAUGUCGCUUCAACUAUGUUAAGUUAUUUUGUAUUUAAUAAAACAUUUUCCAAAACAUC
Messenger RNA from Petromyzon marinus (sea lamprey), 1236 nucleotides. Its product is annotated as interleukin-8-like. The record is from RefSeq and is a predicted model, not a curated record. Gene Ontology annotation, biological process: chemotaxis; defense response; immune response. Gene Ontology annotation, molecular function: chemokine activity. Gene Ontology annotation, cellular component: extracellular region. Lineage: Eukaryota; Metazoa; Chordata; Hyperoartia; Petromyzontiformes; Petromyzontidae.